Molecule: messenger RNA, 348 nt
Organism: Cooperia oncophora
Lineage: Eukaryota; Metazoa; Nematoda; Chromadorea; Rhabditida; Trichostrongylidae
Source: the annotation of a GenBank genome assembly
AUGAAUGUAUCAAUUUCCAGAGAAUGUGCAUGCGAGAAAUGCAAUCUAAUAGCUGAACGUCAACGAGUGAUGGCCGCACAGGUGGCACUGAAACGGAAACAAGCAACUGAAGACGCAAUUGCACUAGGAUUACGAGUGGUUGCCGGCCAGGUUAUCGAGCGUCUUCCCCAAGGUCCUCUGUGGAAUGCUAGCACUGACGAUGAUCAAGACAUCGAUGAUCACGGUAAGUUUGGAAAGCGCUAUCGUUCCUGGGCGCAAGUCUAUGGCGAUCUUAUGGGCGGAGGACGUCCACCAGACUGUCUUCCUCAUAGGUUGGGAAGAGAGUUUUUGCCCCAAAGAUGGAGAUGA